This is a messenger RNA of Cynocephalus volans (Philippine flying lemur), 324 nucleotides long. RefSeq names its product SLC35A4 upstream open reading frame protein (gene SURMIR). Lineage: Eukaryota; Metazoa; Chordata; Mammalia; Dermoptera; Cynocephalidae. The record is from RefSeq and is a predicted model, not a curated record. The coding region runs from base 4 to 315 and encodes 103 amino acids. The transcript has 3 exons.
AAGAUGGCGGAUGACAAGGAUUCUCUGCCCAAGCUUAAGGACCUGGCAUUUCUCAAGAACCAGCUGGAGCAACUGCAGCAGCGUGUAGAAGAAGAAGUCAACAGUGGCAUGGGCCAGGAUGGCUCGCUCUUGUCCUCCCCGUUCCUCAAGGGAUUCUUGGCUGGAUAUGUGGUGGCCAAACUGAGGGCAUCAGCAGUAUUGGGCUUUGCUGUGGGCACCUGCACUGGCAUCUAUGCUGCUCAGGCAUAUGCUGUGCCCAACGUGGAGAAGACAUUGAGGGACUAUUUGCGGUCACUGCGCAAGGGGCCCGACUAGCUCUAGAUC